GGAGCCCAGAAGGUAGCAGACGUGUGGGCAGAGCAGUCGGCAGAGCUUGAUGAACCAUGACAUCUCUGUUGGCAGUGCUGAGCAGAAUUAAGUUGGGCUUGGGGAGAAUCCUACCACAGAGGGACGAUGAGGCAAAGUCGGCGAAGUGCAACACCCAAACGCUGGCACCAGAGCCAGCAGCACCAGCAGCUCCGGCGCCAUCAGUUCAGGAGACAAAAAAAGAAGAAAAAGAUGAAACCCCACCAGGACCUGAGCCUCCCCAAGCAGCAGCACCCACUCUAGAUAAAGAAGAAACAAAGUGUCCUCCUCCACCUAAUCAAGAAGGUCCGACUCCUGAGGCAGAGAAAGUUGAUGACCCACCAAAUGAUGACCAACAAGAUCCACCCAAGCAAAAGGACAGGCCCGGUCGACCUAUCAUUAAUGCGUUUGCAGAUGCUCACCUUAUCGAGAUUGCAAGACGCUUCAAAGAAAGGACUCAGCUAUACAAGGAGAAGGUAGCGGACAAAUAUGCAACGUCUCCGGAGCCCAGCCCUCCACCUUCUCCUGAGAAAAAGAAAGAAGAGACAAAAAAGGAAGAGACAAAGGAGGAAAAGAAAGAAGAAGAAGUCAAGGUGGAGGAGGCAAAGCCGCCAGAGGAGCAUUACUGUGACAUGAUGUGUUGCAAGUUUAAAACUCGACAUGCUAAGGAGAAGCUAAAGCUGCUUCAAGUCCCCAAAUCUCUUGACGCCUAUACAGAUCGCAGGUACAUCAUCUGGCUGUUCGUGGUGACCAUAGCCUUCAACUGGAACUGCUGGUUUAUUCCCAUGAGGUGGGCUUUUCCCUACCAGACAGCCCAGAACACCAUCUAUUGGCUCUUUUUUGAUUACCUGUUCGAUAUUGUCUACCUGGUGGACAUGCUGGUGUUUCAGCCGCGCUUGCAGUUUGUCAGAGGUGGAGACAUCAUCUCUGAGACAAAGGAUAUGAAGGCCAACUACCGGAGCUCGAUGAGAUUUCGGAGGGACUUUUGUAGCCUGCUGCCUUUUGAUGUGCUGUAUAUCAAGUUUGGAUUUCUACCCGUGUUCAGAGUAAAUCGCCUCAUGAAGUACGAGUCGUUCUUUGAAUUUAAUGAUCGCCUAGAAAGCAUCAUGGACAAAGCCUACAUCUACAGGGUCAUCCGAACCACCGGAUAUCUGUUGUAUAUUCUACAUCUCAAUUCUUGCCUGUACUACAUGGCCUCUGACUAUGAAGGUAUUGCCAGCACAAAAUGGGUCUACGAUGGAGAAGGCAACAAGUACCUGAGAUGUUACUACUGGGCAGUGCGUACCCUGAUCACAAUUGGGGGUCUUCCAGAGCCUGUGACGGUGUUUGAGAUUGUGUUUCAGUUAUUAAAUUAUUUCACAGGGGUCUUUGUGUUCUCCAGCUUGAUCGGUCAGAUGAGAGAUGUUAUCGGGGCGGCCACUGCAGGACAUACUUACUUCCGUACUUCGAUGGACAAUACAGUGGCCUACAUGAACACCUACAAAAUCCCAAGACAUGUACAGAACAGAGUGCGCACCUGGUAUAAUUACACCUGGGCAUCACAAGGCGUGUUAGAUGAAUCCGAAUUACUUGAGGACAUGCCGGUAAAAAUGAGGAUGGCCAUCGCUAUCGAUGUCAGCUUUGCCAUACUGAAUAAAGUGGAGCUGUUCAAAGGUUGUGAUAACCAGAUGAUACAAGACAUGCUCCUGAGACUUAAAUCCAUCGUGUAUUUACCAGGCGAUUACGUCUGUAAAAAGGGUGAGAUUGGCAGAGAGAUGUACAUCAUCAAGCAAGGAGAAGUUCAAGUGCUCGGUGGCCCAGAUGGCACUAAGGUUUUGGUCACCCUAAGAGCUGGAGCAGUCUUUGGAGAAAUCAGUCUGUUGGCCGCAGGUGGAGGAAACAGAAGGACGGCCAAUGUUGUCGCUCAUGGAUUUGCCAACUUGUUCAUUCUGGACAAAAAAGAUCUCAACGAAAUCCUGGUGCACUACCCCGACUCACAGAAGGUGUUGACACGGAAAGGAAGGAAACUUCUGAAAGACAAAGGCAAAGUGACCGGCCCCAUCGAGAAACCCAAAGGAAUGGCCAGUUUGUUCCAAGUCAAGCCAGAAACACCUCAGCUCUUCCGGGCGAUCCUGAACGCCAAUAGGAAGAAAGGCCUGGGCCUGUUUGUGAAGAGCAAGCCUCAAAGCAAGGGUCCAAGUCCAGUCCCCACUCCACAGGCAACGCCAAAAAAACCCAGUGUAGCAGCAGCACCAGCACCAGGUGCCUCCCCUGCCAAUGCCCCCAUCUCCAGAGGGACCACCAAUAAAUCGCUGGUCAUCACCAUGACUCCGGCCAAAGCCACUGGCGAGGAGGAGGUCCUCAAAGUGGAAGUCAAGGAAAGUUCAAAGGGAAAAUGAGUCACCUCGACAGUUAACGGAGGGCUGCAGGAUGCCAAAUGGAACUGAAGGAGGACUUGAGAUGAACGGAUACAGACGCCCACCUUCUCUGACAGUGAAGAAGAUGACGUAUGGCUGCUCCUUUCAUUUGUGCUUGUCAGUUAAAACUCUUUUCCCAUUUUUGAUCUUUGUAUU
Erpetoichthys calabaricus (reedfish) is the source of this 2570-nucleotide messenger RNA. Its product is annotated as cyclic nucleotide-gated cation channel beta-3-like. The transcript is spliced from 18 exons. Gene Ontology annotation, cellular component: plasma membrane; photoreceptor outer segment; intracellular cyclic nucleotide activated cation channel complex. Lineage: Eukaryota; Metazoa; Chordata; Cladistia; Polypteriformes; Polypteridae. Bases 57 to 2396 code for a protein of 779 amino acids. Gene Ontology annotation, biological process: monoatomic cation transmembrane transport. Gene Ontology annotation, molecular function: intracellularly cGMP-activated cation channel activity; intracellularly cAMP-activated cation channel activity; protein-containing complex binding. The record is from RefSeq and is a predicted model, not a curated record.